Messenger RNA from Cynara cardunculus var. scolymus (artichoke), 2042 nucleotides. RefSeq names its product flavonoid 3'-monooxygenase. The transcript has 3 exons. Bases 109 to 1647 code for a protein of 512 amino acids. The record is from RefSeq and is a predicted model, not a curated record. Lineage: Eukaryota; Viridiplantae; Streptophyta; Magnoliopsida; Asterales; Asteraceae. Gene Ontology annotation, molecular function: heme binding; oxidoreductase activity, acting on paired donors, with incorporation or reduction of molecular oxygen; iron ion binding.
CAACCGUUCAUUCUACCAACCAUUCAAACGCCAUUCCUAUAACAGUCCCAAUCUAAAUCACCACUACUCGUCCAACUCAAACAGAAACCCAAAACCCCCAUAUGUAAAAUGACCAUCCUACCCCUGCUACUCUACGCUUCCAUCACUGGGUUACUACUCUAUGUUUUGCUUAACCUACGCACCCCUCGUUCUAACCGCCUCCCGCCCGGUCCAACCCCAUGGCCAAUCAUCGGAAACUUACCUCAUCUCGGCAGAAUUCCGCAUCAUGCGUUGGCGGCCAUGGCUACAAAGUACGGCCCGUUGAUGCAUCUCCGGCUCGGCGUCGUUGACGUGGUGGUGGCGGCGUCUGCGUCGGUGGCGGCACAGUUUUUGAAGGUUCAUGACGCGAAUUUCGCGAGUAGGCCGCCGAACUCCGGAGCGAAGCAUAUCGCGUAUGAUUAUCAGGAUCUGGUGUUUGCACCGUAUGGUCCGAAGUGGCGAAUGCUUCGGAAGAUUUGCUCGGUGCAUCUGUUCUCGAACAAAGCACUCGAUGAUUUCCGUCAUGUUCGAGAGGAGGAGGUGGCGAUUCUGGCGCGCGCUUUGGCCGGAGCCGGACGAUCGACGGUGGCGUUAGGUCAACUUCUUAACGUGUGCACCACAAACGCGUUGGCACGAGUGAUGUUAGGUCGGAGAGUAUUCGGCGACGGAAGUGGAGGCGUCGAUCCAAAGGCGGAUGAAUUCAAGGAUAUGGUGGUUGAGCUGAUGGUAUUAGCCGGCGAGUUCAACAUCGGCGACUUCAUUCCGGCGCUUGAUUGGCUGGACCUGCAAAGCGUGACGAAGAAGAUGAAGAAACUCCAUCUCCGAUUCGAUUCGUUUCUUAACACAGUCCUUGAAGACCAUAAAAAUGGCGGUGACGUCGUUUCAGGUAACGUAGAUUUGCUGAGCACGUUGAUUUCGCUCAAGGAUGACGCCGAUGGAGAGGGAGGGAAGCUUUCAGACAUCGAAAUCAAAGCUCUGCUUCUGAAUUUGUUCGCUGCGGGAACAGAUACGUCAUCUAGUACAGUGGAAUGGGCAAUGGCUGAACUUAUUCGCCAUCCACAACUAAUGAAGCAAGCCCAAGAAGAAAUGGACACUGUAGUCGGUCGAGACCGACUUGUAUCUGAAUUGGACCUGAGUAGACUAACAUUCCUUGAAGCCAUUGUGAAGGAAACCUUUAGGCUCCACCCAUCGACCCCACUCUCCUUGCCACGGAUUGCAUCUGAGAGUUGUGAAGUCAAUGGAUAUUACAUUCCCAAGGGAUCCACGCUUCUUGUUAACGUGUGGGCCAUUGCUCGAGACCCAAAAAUGUGGACCGACCCGCUUGAAUUCCGACCCAGUCGAUUCUUGCCAGGGGGUGAAAAGCCGAAUGCUAACGUGAAGGGAAAUGAUUUCGAAAUCAUACCAUUUGGAGCCGGUCGAAGGAUUUGUGCAGGUAUGAGCCUAGGGUUAAGGAUGGUUCAGUUGCUCAUUGCGUCACUCGUUCAUGCCUUCGAUUGGGAAUUGGCUAACGGGUUAGACCCAGAGAAGCUCAACAUGGAAGAAGCUUAUGGGUUGACCCUUCAAAGGGCUGCACCCUUGAUGGUGCACCCAAGCCCGCGGUUAGCUCCCCAUUUAUACAAAAGUAGUUAAAGACUAAUGUUGUGUUCUCGAAACUUUUAUCACGAAAAAAAAGAAAAGAAAUGGAAGUAAAGUAAAAAAAAAUCACGUUCUAUGAACCUUUUUAGGGGAGAGAAAUAAUAAUAAGUUUCCUUCCCAAACUCUUUUCUUAAAGGGAGGAGGAAAGAGACGGAAAAUAGAGGGAAAAUAUUAAAACCCUUUAAACAAAUUAUCAAAAUUACAAUUAACAUUUCAUUUUAAAUGACAUAUUUUAAACGGUUUAUUUGUAAAAUCAGUAUCUUCCCUUUCUUUCCUGUCAUGUUUAAGAACUGUAUUUCCUUUUUUUCCGAAUUCGAGAACACAGAAUAAAUGAUAGGGUGUUUUUUUUUAUGUAUGUAGUUAUGUUUGUUUGAAGUUGGUUAAUAAAA